Messenger RNA from Geodia barretti, 1055 nucleotides. Lineage: Eukaryota; Metazoa; Porifera; Demospongiae; Tetractinellida; Geodiidae. The record is from the annotation of a GenBank genome assembly.
AACUUCCUAUUUCUGUAAGAAGUGGAAUGUAUGUACAGCGAAGCUAUUACAUUAGGGACAGAGCAGUUGCAAACAACAGCUUCAUUUUGAAGGGGACCAUGUCUUCAACUUACAUCAAUGUUUACUGCUACUCAAACUCCACUUCGGGGGGAACUGGAUACUUCAAACUUUCGGAUGGAGUGAGGCAAUACUCUACCUCAAAUUACAACAACUACAGAAUUGGACAACUCAGUAACACUGGUGUUAGUAUUGCACGCUAUUCAAGCAGCUACUACCCACAAAUAUUCGGUAUAUUUACCUGUGAAGUGCCAGACAGUAGAGGCGUUACUGUUGAAACCAGCAUCGGGAUAUAUUCUUCAAUGCCCAGUCCACCAUCUGUGUACAGCAUUAGUUACAGUGAGCGUCACCAGGCUAGUAACGAUGGUGUACUAGGAACAGUCGAUUAUCUGAGCCAGAACUCCCCACCUACUAAUGUGACGUGGACAAGAGACGGGUCAACUAUUGAGGUGGAUGGGGAGGGAUACGAAAUGAUGCAAAUGGUGACAGAGCGUCAGUCGUAUUCCAGAUACAGAAACACUCUACUCAUCAAGGAUGCUGCCGAGCUUGCCGGGAACCAUAGUUUUUGCUGCAGGGUCUCUAAUGCUGCCGGUACCACUUAUCAGUGUGUUGCCACAUCAUGGACAGCUCAGCCCGAUGUACAUAUAGUUACAUAUGGGAAGAAUGUCCACUCUGAGACAUUUGAAUGUUCCUCCACCUACUCCACGAGGGCUAGAGGGAGAGCUAGGUGGUGGGUAGUGGACGGCACGGCUCCUGGAGGUCACGUAGCCCUGGCUCCUGGUGCGGUGCAUGCCGGGGAGAUACCCGCCGACCGGCUGCGAAUGGUGGUGGACUUCAGCCGGCUGCUGCGACAGGGACACGAACCUCCUGUUGGUGUCAAACUCUGUGUACGGUGGAGGAGGGGAAGAGGGAGGGCCAGGGGGGAGCGGUUCGUCGGUGAGACUCAGAGGAGGUUCCCGAGUGUGGACUCUGUGCACCUGGGGUCCGCUUUCGGAUAG